Stylophora pistillata is the source of this 136-nucleotide messenger RNA. RefSeq names its product stimulated by retinoic acid gene 6 protein-like. Gene Ontology annotation, cellular component: plasma membrane. Gene Ontology annotation, molecular function: signaling receptor activity; retinol transmembrane transporter activity. Gene Ontology annotation, biological process: vitamin A import into cell. The record is from RefSeq and is a predicted model, not a curated record. NCBI's taxonomy places the organism in Eukaryota, Metazoa, Cnidaria, Anthozoa, Scleractinia, Pocilloporidae.
UGUUCUCUAUCAUGUCCUAUGCGUUUGUUUUCCUCAACACCAUUGUUGGAAGCAUUCCAACCACUCUGCGCAGCCACACAAUGCUGGGGAGCCAGAACAAGUCACUGGAUUUACACGCGAAAUUCGCCAUCCACGC